Penicillium malachiteum is the source of this 1953-nucleotide messenger RNA. RefSeq lists its product as uncharacterized. The coding region runs from base 1 to 1953 and encodes 650 amino acids. The transcript has a single exon. The record is from RefSeq and is a predicted model, not a curated record. Lineage: Eukaryota; Fungi; Ascomycota; Eurotiomycetes; Eurotiales; Aspergillaceae.
AUGACGAUUCCUUCAACAUUUAAUGCACUCAAGGAGCAUCUGGACAGAAUUAAAGCCGCUCCUUCGAUUGCCCUUGAUACUUCCCUAAUCGAACGUCUUAAGCUUCAGCUUGUCGGAAACACCGAUCCCGUUGUCCCCGCGACACUGUUAUCGCAAAUAUCAGCUCUACUACCUGUUCUGCAGGAAGACCCAACACCUCUCACUACCCUUGCGAUUAAGGCGACUAGCUACUUCAGCUUCACUGACCUCCGCUCUAUUGAUCCUCCGAUUGACCUUGUCGCUGGGUUUAAAGCCCCAUCCUCACCUGUCAACCUACUCGCAAUCUCUUUGCUGGCUAAGGCAGGGCAGACAUCUGGCGAUGCUGCCAUUGUUGCAGGAGACUCUGAAUUGAUUUCCUCGUUGGUGGAGCUAUGGCUAUCGACCUCCUCUACGGCAGUUGCACAGGCUGCUUUCGAUGCGCUGUGGGCUUUGCUGGAAGCUGAUCUGGCCAGUCCGCUGGAAAAUGGAGAACGCGACGUUGUCGGUAACGAAGAACAUACUGGACAGGGUCUUGUAUGGAGAAGACUUUUCACAGACAAAUACGUUUAUGGAUUGUUUUUUGGACUAUGCAGCUUGAAGAACGGUGCGACUGGGGAGUUGUCAACCCGCGAGCGCACUGUCGCUCAGGGCAGAUUAAUGGGAUUCCUGGUCCAGGCUGGCCGUUUGCGCUGGGAUAUCAUCUCAAAUUCCCAGGUACCGGAGAUAGAGGCACAAUACAACAGCAAGAGCAUCCUUCAAUUUGCUGCAUGCCAGAUGGUGGACCUCGGUGAUGUACUGAUGCAUAUGACACUUCUGAACUUUUACCGUGAGCUUCUGGAGAUUGAUUCCCCUGGUCUAGCCGCUCGAAGUAAUGUGCAGUCGACCUCAACCUUUUCAUCACCUGCACUUGACUUCUUGGUGGCUGAGAAGCUCCACUCUAAGGUUCUGGAAUAUUAUCUCGACGACUCCAAGCUAGAUAGUGUGGAUCUGAUCUACCUUUCUGGCCCGAUCAUGGCAUAUGUUGCGAGGUAUGCUGAGUUCUAUCCCAACCAUCUCUUACAAAGCCCAUCAACCCUCUUAGAUGGCAUUGUCUCCCGAAUUGGUCGGGCCUUAGCUAUUCCUUCCGUCCAGUGGGCCCAUGGUGAAGUCCCCACAGGGCACCUGGCUAUUCUUGCCUCACUUCCUCGCGUGUUGCUCAUUGAGGCUGGCAAGCAUGGUGCCAAUCCCUUACUGAAAAUUCCUACAUCUCCCGCCAACGGAGAGGCUUUCGAUGUUCUCGGAAAGAUUCUUCGUGGGCCAGUGCAUACUGCAGCUUUUGAUUCAAUGGAUUUGAAUACAGAUGGCCAGACCCCGACAGAUUGGCAUCACGAAGCCGCAGCAGCGCGCAUCCUUUAUUUUAUGUAUUUGAACGAGCAUCCUGGUUUCUGGGCUGAUGUUGUCACUGCGGCUGAUACUCUUGCAAUGAAAGACGUCGCCCUGUCUGCCAUUACCUUUAUGAGAGCUAUUGUUGGCGCUAACUGGCAACCAUUGCCUCCGGCAUCUCAUGUUUCUCCUGUUCCUUCUCGAUUCCAGCUACCAUCGGAGGAGGGAUUAGGACAGCUAUCCCCGGCUAGUACUGGCUUGCUUCCUUUGUCCGGCCCAUGGGCCAUUCUUACUCCACCAGCCCUUACAACUCUUCUGCCAUAUCUUUUCAAGCCACCACGCUCCUAUGGUGAGUUUGUAGGCGGUGGUGCGGGAGACUCUCAGAAUGUCGUGUGGAAAGUGGCAACCGCGAAGCACGAUGUUCUCGUCGCUCUGUACAAUAAGCUUCAACAAAGUGGCGGGCAGAUGGAAGGAUUUGAGGACAUUCUGCGAACCCUGCGACAGCGAGUGAACGAGGGUCCCGCAGGACCGGUACAGCAGGGAGCUCCUCAAGUAGAAACUGCUGGUCUAUGA